Molecule: messenger RNA, 902 nt
Organism: Vespa velutina
Lineage: Eukaryota; Metazoa; Arthropoda; Insecta; Hymenoptera; Vespidae
Product: putative gustatory receptor 28b
Exons: 5
Coding region: 1-675 (224 amino acids)
Biological process (GO): sensory perception of taste
Cellular component (GO): neuronal cell body; dendrite; axon
Source: RefSeq, a predicted model, not a curated record
AUGCUUAAAACAACCAUCGAUUCCCCGCAACAUAAAAGAAUACUUUGGAUGAGGAACAGGAAUAAUAAUUCGCCAUUAUCCACUAUUCAUCGAACGGAUAAACCGAGCAAAGAUGUUAUCAUUAUUAAAAAAGCCAAGGAGAUACAUUUAGAAUUAAUCAAGUGUGCUAGGAAUAUAAACGAUGCGUACGCCUUACACAUUUUAUUCUCUAUAUCACUAGUUUUUGUUUUAAUCACUAUUACAGCUUACCAUGUGUAUUAUUAUUUAUUAACUAAUUCGUACCGUACGCAACCUCUAAAUUCCCUUACUUAUUUAUUUUGGUUUUUUUACUUCGGGAUCAAGAUCAUCAUUGUAAGUCACAUAUGUGCAGAAACUGUAACGGAGCAUAAUACUUCUUUACAUGCGACAAAUACCGGAGAUAUUCUAUGUGAAUUGUACGAACCAUCAGCCAGCAAUGAAUAUCGUGCCGAGAUCCGUGACUUUACUCUACAACUUAUCCAAAUUCCACUUUCAUUUACAAUAUAUGGCCUUGUUGAUCUGGAUUAUACAUUGAUUCGUACUGUCAUCGGUACCGUUACAAUAUAUCUUGUUAUUCUCAUUCAAGUUGGAAACGUACCACCAGAAUUUUCCACUACAAAUUCAACGUUAUCGACUAAUGAUUCGAAAGAAAUUUAAGAUCAAUGUUAUCUUCAUAUAAAUAUAGAAGCCUGCACAGUCGGAAAAUCGUAGUAAUCUUUAUAGCAUUUAAAUAGUGGCCAGAUUAUAUUUUCUUUGCAAGCUUGCACAUGCUGUAUAGUUUUAUUAUUAUUGCUAAAAUGAAUAUUAUGUGUGCUAUGUGUGGAGUUCAUCUGAAAAAAGCAAAGCAAACUUUCUAGAUAUAUAAUAAUUAAAUAGAUGGUAAU